UGGCCGCCCCCGCCCCCGCCGCCGCCGCCGAACAGGAGCUGUGAAGGAACAGCCCCACAGACUGCUGGCUAAACUUUGUCCCCUCUGGUUUCUCUCACCGAGCCGACACCUCUUUGUUUCUGUCGGGGUCAAGUACCGCCGCUUUCCCGAGGGCUUCACACCGAAACCACAGGCGUUAGAGACGGCCAGGCGCGCUGGUGGCAGCUCCGAUAAUUUGCUGAGAUCCACAAAAGAGGAAGAGGAGGAAGGAAGGAGGGAGAAGAAGAAGGAAGGUGGGACUGAGCGGAGCUUGGAGAAGUUGACACUUCGUUGUUAUGUUGGGUACUUGUUGAAUAAGCUGCGUGUACACACAGAUACGACACUGCGGCCUUUGUGGGCAGCGAGCUGGAAGCUGGGUCUUCUAAAACACCAUGAAGGAGUGAGAAGUGGGGGCAGAGAUGGCAGAGCUGGAGAUCGACCAGUCCAACCUUCCACGUGUCCAAGAAGUUUGCCAGACCUUUGCUGUGCUCGAGGAUGGAGUGUUGGCACACAGCCUGCAAGAGCAGGAGAUUGAGCAAUACUACACCACCAAUAUCCAGAAGAACCAACUGGUGCAAAAUGACAUCCGGGUAGCCCGGAGGCUGCAGCAUGAGGAGGAGCAGCAGCGGGCCCAGCAGAGCGCCCUCUUCAGACAGGUUUCCAGACAAAUGGAAGAGCAGGACUUUGAAUAUGCCCGGGUGAUUCAAGAAGAGCUCCAGCGACGCGCUGAGGAGGCACACAGGAGGGAGCAGGACGAUGAGGAAAUAGCUAAACAGCUGCAGGAAGAGGAGGAGCAGCAGGUCAGGAGGACGAGUCAAGACCAGGAGGAUUUUCAUGAAGGCAGCACCAGUGGUCCUGCACUGCCGUCCUCUCACCAUCACACACUCAGCAGCCCUCACCCAGGACAGCAGCAGUACUCGCCUGUCACCAGCAGGUGGCAGCAUUCUACCGCUCAUCGUGGUUCAGUGCUAACUGGGCCUCAGAGUGGUUCUCCCAGGAGAGCAGCAUCUCAGAGCAGCACAACUUCAUGGUCAAAUCAAGGGCAUGCAGAGACCAGCAGGCAAAGAAGGCCUGAGCUCAGAGAGCCUGUAGAUGAGGAUUCAGAAGACUCGGAUACUGUUUUUACUGAACAGCUCUCUGUUUGGGCCCGGCGUCUGUAUGACGGGGCAAAUACGGCGCCUCGUCAACGACAGGCUUCUUUAAGAUCCCCACAAGAGAGGAAUUACAGAAGUCUGUGCACUCGCAGCAGCUUCACAAAGGACUUAGCAGGCAGGGAGGAGGAGAGCGAAAACUGUGAGGAAGACUAUUACGAAAACGAUAAUGUGCAAUGGAGAAUAUCUAGGAAUGUGGAUUAUGAAAGCGAUGAACAUGAAGGCAGGCCUCAGGAAGCGGACAGCAGGCCAGCCGAGGCCUGCGAAAGGCGAUGUCACCGCAGCGAAUCGGUGAGCGUACACAACCGAAGUAGACACAGAAACGGAGACCUGGCAAGAACCUGGAGCUGCAAGGAGAACCCUGAUAAACACGUCCGCUUCCAGGACGAUCAGAGAGGUCCUGUCAGGAAGCAGGACGACAGCCUGAAGGUGUGGGAGAUGCUCGGCCACCUCCUGCAGGAGAGGGGCGUCCCUGUGAAGGUUGGUGGCAGCGGGGCGCCGCUGCAGAUAAGGGCUCAAAGCAGAGACAGCCAGGCGCUUUAUGGGAGCGAGGUCUCCUAUGGUGACUCCCAGCCACAUCAGAGAGCCUUCCAACGAGCCGCCGCCACCAGGCACAGUUUCCAUGGAGAUAUCAGGCAGAGGAGGAGAUCGUCACACGGAGAAAGCUUUGGGAGAGAUCACAGAGCAGACCAAGACAGGCGUAAUUAUAACAGAGAGGUUUGUGACUGCAAUAGUGGAGAGCCUCAUGUCUUUGACAGAGGCACAAGAUGGAGCGAACACAAAUAUGUAAACAUUGACAAUAACAGAGAGAGAAAAGCGAAUCAGACCAGAGUAAAGAGGGUGACAAGCGAACGCAGGCACUGGCACAAGAUCACAGAAGAAACGUUGAGCUCAGACGAGGAGCAGGAGGCGGAGAGAAGAGCGGAGCGUCCAAGGCGAAGAGCGCUACAUCGUAGCCAAAGCUUCAGCAGCAGCAGGGGUUCGAGCAGACACAGGUCGAGGCACGUAGCAGCAGGAGCUUCUCUGCAACCAGAGCCAAGCGAGGCAGGCCUGGAUCUGGGAGCCUUGCAUCAGGUCCUACAAGAUGAAGAAAUGGCCCGCAAGCUUCAGGAGGAGGAAGACAAGCAGCUGAGGAGGACGUCUUUACGCAGUUCCUAUCCAGAGGGGGACUUCAGGGUAGCUCAGGUUGCACAAGAUGAGGAAAUUGCACGUUUUAUGCAGAAGCAGGAAAUCAAGGCCAAGCGAAGAUCUCGUGAACUGGAAGGGCCAGGAUCCUGGCACGAACACAGAGCGAUGAUGAAUCACUACGACAGGCGAGCUGCCAGAGAAAGACAGGUGUAUCGAGAAAGACUCGACUCGGAGGGUCUCCCCUCUCCGACUGAAGACUGCUCGCCGGAGAACCAGCCACCCAGCCCCGUUCACGCCCUACCAAAAGCCCAGCAGAUGAGAAACAUAGCAGAGGAGCUGGACCCGACCUUCCAGGGCCGAGUGCACGUCCCAGAGAGCUUCCAAGCAGGACAAACUGUUACAGGUCAGACCAGUGAGGCGCUUCCCACCGCCCAAUCCGGCUCCCAGGACCUAACCCUUGAGGAACCGACGUUCAUACCACCGACAAAACGACAGGCGGAUAAAUCUGGACGGAGUAAACCCAAAGAGAAGAGGGAAGGAUGCAAGCAGCAAUAAACAGAUUGCGCUGACGGGAAAUGGUUGUUUUUAUAAGAUAAUUUUAAUCUAACAAAGGGUUCUCAUUGUUUAUUGCUUUAUCAUCAAAAACUGAAAGAAAAACCAAGACAAGCACUUUAGGUUAGUAAAGCAAGGACGCAUUAUUAUCGCAUUUUGGACACUAGAACCAAAAGGGAAUUGCUUAAUUUGUUGAAGUACUUUUUAAAAUGUGUAUAUUUAGUGUUUAAUUUAACAAUAAUAGCAUUAAUGUUUGCUUUUUCAUAUCAGCAGCCAAAUGUUUUUUUUACCGCAAACGGAGCGCCUGACUUCAGCUCAGAUACGAUUCGUUGUACGUUUCCUGCCUGGGAUUUGGAUAAAAGCUCCAAACACUCUUCAGUUUGGUUCAACCACAAACUGUUUUCUCCGAAGGCUGAAGAAGAAGUGAGAUUGAUGACACGUGAACUUGGUUUUAAUCACCUGCGCUUGCAUGUGUGUGCUACCUUUGUGUGUGUUUUCAGGUGUUAUUGUUUACAGCUGUUCAGUGACAAUCACAUGAACUAACCUGAGAAUGAAAACUGAUCAACAUUGGAAGGUUUUUUUUUAAAAAUUCAAUGCUGAAUUAUAUUCAUACCACCUAAAGUUUUUUCUUUUUGUUUAAACCAGAGCAGAGAAUUUUAUUGGCAUUUCAUGACAGUUUUAAAAAGUCUUUGAGGGUAAAUAUCUACAUUGUGUAAUUGUCGAUGUUUACAAAUGAACAACCGCUUGUCGCAGUUGCACAAAUGCCACACUUUUCAGAUUUCUACACUAAGUUAACCCUUUAUUUGCCAGGUGCAAAGGUGGUCAGAGUCGCUACUUUUUGUGCUGGGUUUUCACGACUUCUCAUGUUUGUGGUUGUAACAUGAGGAAUGUGGAGAAUUUGAGUAUGGAUGCUUUUACAAAACAAAACAGUCUUUAACAGGAUGAGCUACACUCCCAGGUCCAACUCUAAAACCUCCUGUUGACCUGCGUUUCUAUAUUCAGUGAAAUGUGACGCCAAAGAGUCUGUCAGAACUCGCUCUGUGGGAAAUUACCUCAUGCCAAGCACUAAUAUUCAUUCUGAUGAUUAAAAACUUUGGGAUUUUU
This is a messenger RNA of Poecilia latipinna (sailfin molly), 3953 nucleotides long. RefSeq names its product coiled-coil domain containing 187 (gene ccdc187). Bases 438 to 2852 code for a protein of 804 amino acids. Lineage: Eukaryota; Metazoa; Chordata; Actinopteri; Cyprinodontiformes; Poeciliidae. The record is from RefSeq and is a predicted model, not a curated record. The transcript has 13 exons.